CUAAUCGCUGGUACGAAGCACAACUGCACGAGAGCUUUUCCUCGCGAUUUCCAGCGCCGCCGCCCGCCGCGCCGCCUUCUCUCGCCUCUAGGGUUCCGCCGUUUUCCGCGGCGCGCCACCGCCGCCGCGGCGCCGCCCGUCACCGCAGGAGCCGGCAAUGAAGCGUCCACCGCCACGCGAAGACGGCGCUGGAAGCGGAGGAGGAGACGGGGCCAAGAAAGGGAAGGGGAGGUGGGGCGGCGGAGGGAGGAGGCGGAACGAGCAGCGGCUGGGGAGCGGCGGCGGCGGCGCCCUGUCCCUCGCCGCCUUCGCCUACGCCAAGUCCAGGAACACCGGCUACAACCCGGCCCUCAUCAAGAAGCAGAAAGAGUUCUACAAGAAUGCUAAAUUGAUUAGCAAGUACAAGAGGUCAAAGAAGCAACAAAAUCAGUCAAGCAAUCCUCCACCAUUUCCAAUUCCAAAGGAAGGAGGUGAUGAUGCAAACAAUGCAUCAAAGCUGCAUAGCAAGAAGAAGAAGCGCGUUGCACCAAGCUUAAACGAAGAGUAUGAGAAAAAACGGGCAGAGGAUGAGAAGGCAAAGAAGGAGCGGGAAGCGAUAAUUCAGGCAAAGAGGGAGGAGCGGGAGAGGUCUGAAGCAAGGCGGAGAGAUUUAAGGGAGAAGAUGUUCAAGAAAACAAGAUCUGGGCAGCCUGUGAUGAAAUACAGGAUCCAGCAUCUGUUGGAGACUGCAUUAGAAAGCUCAAACAAGUAAAUGUUGCUACAAAAAUGCUGUACUGAUUGCUAUAAGCAAAUUUUGUAGAUCAAUGCAGUGACCUGUUUGUUUCAACUGGCUUCUGUAACUCUAGCACUCUACCAUGUAAAUCUUUGGUGAUUUUCAUUUCCAUGCUGAUGGUGCACGCACUUUUGGUUUCUCUCUCAUACGAUGCAAGAUGAUUGGAUAAUAAAGAAACAGAGAUGACUGGAUUGCCAGUGA
Oryza sativa Japonica Group (Japanese rice) is the source of this 973-nucleotide messenger RNA. RefSeq names its product rRNA-processing protein FYV7. Lineage: Eukaryota; Viridiplantae; Streptophyta; Magnoliopsida; Poales; Poaceae. The record is from RefSeq and is a predicted model, not a curated record. Gene Ontology annotation, cellular component: nucleus.